AUGAAAAUGACAAAUUCAAAAGAAAAUGACGAAUCAAAUAUUCAUGAAGAUACUGUAUAUAUAUUUUUUAAUAAUGAUAAUGAUAUAGUAAAUACUUCUACUGAAAAUGAAGAACUUUUGGCGAAAUUUGAUAAAUUUUUAAAUACUAGGUCAGUAUUGUUUAAUUUUACAGGUGAUAGUCAUUUAUCGGAUCAUAUCUCAAAGUUGGACUUUUACAAAAAUAAACGGCAUGAAUUUUUGACUAGGAAAGACAUUCUUGAAUAUAGAAAAAGAAUGAUUGAGAAAUGUAAUGCAUAUAAAAAUGAGUAUAAAAAUUAUAAUGUAAGUGGUAUUUAUACCGAGCAGACAGAUGAUUAUUUAGCAACUUGUUGUUUAAAAUGUAUUUUAAAUCAAAUAUUAUCAACCUAUAGUACAUCUGAUAGUGAGAAUAAAAUUAUUAAUAUUUGUAAAGGAUAUAUUAUUGAUCUAAAAUUUCUUCUAGCAAAAGCGAAGGUUGAAGAUAAAGAAAUAGAAAUUUUUGAUAAAAUUAUUUUUUGGAUGCAUAAUUUAUUUGAAAAGAUAUCUAAUGAAGAUAGGAACAAUAUAUUUGUUAGAUUACGUAAUGAAUUUUCUAAAUUAGAUUAUUCUUAUACAAUUGUGAUUAACUUCUUAGCAAAAUAUUUUUACAAUAUGUUAGAACCAAAUUGA
Vairimorpha ceranae is the source of this 687-nucleotide messenger RNA. RefSeq lists its product as hypothetical. The record is from RefSeq and is a predicted model, not a curated record. The coding region runs from base 1 to 687 and encodes 228 amino acids. The transcript has a single exon. NCBI's taxonomy places the organism in Eukaryota, Fungi, Microsporidia, Nosematidae.